Molecule: messenger RNA, 2815 nt
Organism: Harpia harpyja (harpy eagle)
Lineage: Eukaryota; Metazoa; Chordata; Aves; Accipitriformes; Accipitridae
Gene: POU2AF1
Product: POU class 2 homeobox associating factor 1
Exons: 5
Coding region: 101-871 (256 amino acids)
Biological process (GO): positive regulation of transcription by RNA polymerase II
Cellular component (GO): RNA polymerase II transcription regulator complex
Molecular function (GO): DNA binding; transcription coactivator activity; POU domain binding
Source: RefSeq, a predicted model, not a curated record
AGUUGUCACAUCCCCGUAAAGGAGUCAAACACACGUUAGCUAUUAAAAAGCCAAACUAUCUUCAUCAAAGAGAAAAAAAGACUCCAUCCUGACACAGAAUAUGCACUGGCAAAAAUCUUCUGCUCCAGAACAGCAGCCGCAGCCUCGCCCAUAUCAAGGUGUCCGUGUCAAAGAGCCAGUGAAGGAGCUAUUGAAAAGGAAACGGGGAAAUGUUCAUAAUGCCAGUGCAAUGGCAGCUACAACGGUUGUUUUGCCCCAUCAGCCACUUCCUUCCUAUUCACCAAUGGGCCAGCCUUGCAUUGAUAUGGAUGUUGCUGCCUCUGCAUUGCCUGUCACAGAUGAAGGAGCACUCUGUUCUGGCUGGAUCUCCCAGCCCUCUCCCACAUCCUUACAGCCUUUAACUCAGUGGACCACUUACCCUGAUUAUGUGUCCCAUGAAGCAGUCAGCUGUCCGUACACAGCAGAUAUGUAUGUUCAGCCUAUGUGUCCCAGUUACACACUGGUUGGACCUUCAUCUGUUCUGACCUAUACUUCUCAACCACUGAUCACCAAUUUUGCACCCCGAAGCACCACCCCUGCUGUAGUGCCUCAGCUCGAGGUGACAGAUCAGCAGCCAGCUCUCACAUACUUCCCAUGGGCACAGCCCCUCUCUGCACUGCCAGCCUCCACUUUGCAGUACCAGCCAGCUUCUUCCACGCUUUCUGGGCCACAGUUUGUGCCCUUGCCGAUCUCCAUUCCUGAACCAGCCCCCCAGGAGCUGGAGGAUGCCAGACGAGUCAUCGGCACACUGCCCAUUGAGAAGCUGCUUCUAGAAGAUGAAGACAAUGAUACGUAUGUUUUAAACCAUGCUCUCUCUGUUGAAGGGCUUUAAGUUGCACAGCUGGGGCCUGAUCCUCACCUACUCAAUACUCCACCUGGCACCACAGUGAGUUUUGAGUACAGAGGAAAAGCAGGCUGGGGGGUGGGAACUUUACUUAUGAUUUUGGUGUCCACCUCUAGCACACCAUGACUUGUGUGUUGUGUGAAACUUGCUUUGUCCUGGGGACCAGCACAAGAUUUCUCUGCUGUUAGAGUUCCUGCUACCUCUCCCAGGCAGGCUUUUGAUACUGCAUAGUUCUUGUGCUCAGCAUCAGCACGAGGUGACUUUCAUCCUCAGACCCAGGGCAUGGUCUCAAAUUGACAUACUAUAGUGUAGCCAUGGCCAACUGUAGCAUUUGGUGAGGGUACGCUUGCCUCUAAACAUUGGCAAGACCUAGUUCAAUAGGACUGCUUUCCAGAGCUCAGUGUAAAUGCCUUGUGUGUGUGUCUUUGCCCUGUCCAUGGAGGAACCUCUCUCUGAUCUAGGUCACUAGAAAACAUUCUUGGGGCCUAAACUGACAUUUUUCUUUCCUAAAUUGAACUGCUGCUUUGGAAAGUAGGAAAAUGUAAAGUGUAGUUUUGUUCUACUGGUACAGGUAGGUGCAUUAGUCUGAAGACAAAAUGUCAAUACAGCUGAACUAAACGCCAGUGCAGUCAGACAUCUCUAUUUACAGAGCAACACAAAGUAGCCUAGAUGAAACGUUUGAGUUCACACAAAGGUGUAACUUGAAGGUCUCACCUUGUCUGCCAUUGGAAGACAGCCAUGUAGGUGUGGGACGGUGGGUUGGAAUCAUGGUCUUUCAGCUGCAGAAUGUUUUUGGACUCUAAAAUAUCCAUCUUUGAGAUGGGGGGGCUGACUUUGUGGCUGGCUGGUAAUGCUGCAUGUUCUACCAAUGGACAGAUCCUGGUCCCACUGAAGUCACCGGGAGUUUUGCCUGAGUCAGGAUUGCAAGACAUGGCCCUAUAUCAGGAGAUCAUUGAGAAGACAGGGUCUUCCAAAAUCUGGACUUCAAUCUAAGAAGGAAUUCAUGGCAUUACUAUUAGCCGGCAAUACUUUCGUUUGUUCUUUAGCAUUUGAGUGUGAAGUCGGUGAUGUUGUGCUGAGCCAGGGAACCUUAGUGACUUCUCUUGUGCCUUACUGCUAUGGAAAGUUUCUCUGUGCUGUAGUCUCCCAGGGCCACAGGUGCACACAUUUUCUUUAUAGCUUUCUGUUUUUCUUUCCUGCAGAAUGAGUAGCUUUACUUUUUCCUCUGAUGCAACUGUAAAUGUUGUUGUUGAUGUUCAGGAGUGCCACGCCACAGGCAAAUAUAUUUGCAGGACAUAUAUCCCCUUCUAACUCUGUUUAUUGUUUUCUUAAUCAACAAGGGACUCUUGGCUGGUGAACACAAUUUCUCUGGGUUUUUCUGCUUUCUAAAGCCCAGGAUCCUUAGGUGAUUUUAGUAUUUGCGAGACUAACUGCGAAAUAAUUUAUUGCACUGUUUAUUACCUGGUGUCCAGCACUCCAGUUGCCACCCAGGCAAUAUUUCAAGUGACCUUACAGUUUAUGCCUGAGUGAGGUUUGCAAGCUCAGGUUGAAAGUCUUGAGGACUUUCAAAGCAUAUUUUGUUAUUUAAAGUUGACAAAUCUGGAAGACAUAAGCAAUAGAUCAUGUAAGUGAUCAUAAAGUUGUUUGAAAAUAGCAGUAGUUCAGGUGCAUUGAAAUUAGUGGCUUACAUUUGCAGAAAAACCCAGCAAAGAAAUUAAUUAGAAGGAGCUUAGUUCACCACUGCUUACUCCAGUUUUAUAAGUACAAAGACAAUCAGUAGGUAAAACUGGGAUAAUGCAGUUGUGAAUCAAGCCUGUGGUUGCUAAGAUUGCUUUUAAAUUUAUGUCACUCCAAUGUAUGUAAAUUCUGUGUGUGAAUAUAAAACAAUGAUGAACUGUUUCAGAAUUUCUUUCUGGGUUGUUCUGGUUAGAA